AUGGCGCGGCUGCGGCUCGGGUUUGCGGACAGAGCAGAGCAGCAGGACCCGGGUUCAGGGACGCCCGAGCUGAACGCCCCGGGCAGACACCGAGCUCACAGCGCAGGAAGAGGAGCCCCGGUGCCGGAGCCGCCGGCGCUCACCCCCAGCGCGUGCAAACACUUGAUACCGUGCGGGCGCACCGGGACCCGAGCGCGAUCGGGCGGGGCGGGAUCGGGCCGUGCGCAGGUGCCGGGGGAGCGGCCCCGUCCCGCCCUCUGCACACCUUUCCUCCGGGCCGGCCGGAGCCGCGCCGAGACCACGGCAGAGCCCGGACGGAGAGGCCGGGCCAUGGCGGAGCAGAGCAGCCCCCGAGCCCCGCCGGCGGGACGCGCCUGGGCGGGCGGGCACGCUGUGCCCGGAGCGGGGCGGGAGGGGCCGCCGAGCAGCCGCGCCACCGCCCCGGGAUCGCUGUGGAGCCGCCGCUGCCGGUAUCUGCGCACGGGCAGGGCGUGCUGCCAGAUGGUGCAGGCGCUGCUCGCCGUGCUCAUCCUGGUCUGCGCCUCCGUGUCCUGCGGGCCCCCGGGCGGCUACACCGGCCUGCCCGACCUGGGCGGCAUCUACUACUACCAGUAUGGCGGCGCCUACAGCGGCUUCAGCGGGGCGGACGGGGAGAAAGCCCGGGAGCUCGACCAGCGCUUCUACCUGCUGAAGCUGCCGGUAGCGAGGGCAGCGAUGGCCGUGGGAGGCUGCCUCCUGGCUGUCUCCUGCGUCCUCCUCUCGCUUGGGGUUCUGCGGUUACCGUGGCGCUUCCCAGCGUGGCUGCUGCUGGAAUGUGCCCUGGAUGCAGUGGUCGCGAUGGGCAUGGUGCCUGCUCUGUACUACUACUUCCACUUUCUGCUGGAGGUUUAUAAUUCAUCAGUGUGCAAAGAGAGAGAGCAGCUUUAUCAAAGCAAAGGCUACCAGGGCUUCAGGUGCAGCCUGCAUGCGGCAGAAGUUGCAGCUGGCCUGUGGGGCUGUGUGGUUGUCAUGGCAUACCUGAUCAGUGCAGGGCUUGCAGCCAGGGCCUACACAGCUGUUCGGACACUGAAGCAGAAGCCAGUGCAGUUAGAAUGAUCACUCCACUCCAGCACUGGCCACGAUUUUUGCCACCCUACUUACACAGGAAGGCAAAAGCUCCUUACUGCUUUUCCGCACUUCUGAGCAGUGCAUUCUUAAUGCUGCCCCAGAGCACACACUAAACAUGGGAGAGUGAAGCAGUUCCUAACCUGGAUUUGCAUUACUAUCAGUGGACACAAAGCUAGACCUAUUGUCUGUGUCUGGUGGCUGUCCCGUAGCAGAGUGUGACCAUCCCGCAGCUGAACAGCAAGCCUUUCCCUCCCCUCCACCGGGGCCUUGCUCUCUCCAGUGAGGUCUUGCUCCAAGUAGUGCUACUACAUCCUUUCUGUAGCUGAGGCUCCUUACAAAGGGCAUGUGACAGCUCACACAGAACAGACGCCCAUGGUUGCGGCAUCUUGUUGCUGCAUUCCUGCACGUCUGUUAGAACUAAGGGCCUCCUGAACAUGGUGUGUAUGGAGCCAUCGCACAAUCCUGAAAUAAAAGGUGCAACAUGAUCAAUACACUCUGCCCAAGCUAUGAUUUGAUGCCUUUCAUAUUCCUGCAGAGGGCACGGUUUUGUAUAAAACGGUCCUUCACAGAACUUGUAUCCAACAGUUGCUUAAGAAGAUGCCCCAUGUUGGGAUAAUCAGAUGGAAGUUUUAAGAGCUCAGAGGUACGGUUUAAGACAGACAUAUAUUGUUUUCAAAAUACAUUUUUAAUGUAUGAGCUGGGGAAAUGAGAUGCUGCUCUUGCACUUUAUAAAAAAAAAAGGUUAAACUUUACUUUUUAAAAAAAACUAUAGGAAAUUUAACAGGGAAAAAGAGGAGCACUAGAGACACAAAAUUGUGCCUCAGAAUGAAAUGUCACUUCAGAGCAGUGCCCACUUUCUAUGGAUGUGCAUUGUCCAUAUGAAGGUGGAUCUGCCACUGGUCUCUUAGACCUGUUCUGCCCCACUAAAAAAUCCCCCAAACCCAAACACCAAACUAAACGUACCAGAAACAUGCUGCGUCCUGGACAGAGCUCCCGUUUUAUUGGCACUAGUGGCUAAAUCCUCACAAUUACAAAUUCGAUGGAACACUGUUGGAAUUAGAAAUAAGAAAGUAGAACAAAUGC
Neopsephotus bourkii (Bourke's parrot) is the source of this 2190-nucleotide messenger RNA. It is a transcript of the gene MARVELD3, whose product is annotated as MARVEL domain containing 3. The coding region runs from base 1 to 1095 and encodes 364 amino acids. The record is from RefSeq and is a predicted model, not a curated record. Gene Ontology annotation, cellular component: membrane. The transcript has 3 exons. NCBI's taxonomy places the organism in Eukaryota, Metazoa, Chordata, Aves, Psittaciformes, Psittacidae.